This is a messenger RNA of Propithecus coquereli (Coquerel's sifaka), 6001 nucleotides long. RefSeq names its product family with sequence similarity 129, member A (gene NIBAN1). Lineage: Eukaryota; Metazoa; Chordata; Mammalia; Primates; Indriidae. The transcript is spliced from 11 exons. The record is from RefSeq and is a predicted model, not a curated record.
GCCUACCAGAGAGGAGCUGCUCCUAAAAGCCGAAUUCUUCCGGCUGGUGGGAAGGUGUCAACCUCAGAAGAAGAAUAUAAUCUGUUAUCUGAUAAGCAUUUCCCAGACCCUCUGGCGUCCGGUGAGAAGGAGAACACGCAGCCCUUUGUGGUCAUGCCAAAGGAAUUCCCGGUGUACCUGUGGCAGCCCUUCCUCAGACACGGCUACUUCUGCUUCCGCGAGGCUGCCGAGCAGAAGAAGUUUAGCACCCUCCUGAGUGACUGCAUCCGGCAUCUAAAUCACGAUUACAUGAAGCAGACGACAUUUGAAGCCCAAGCCUUCCUGGAAGCUGUGCAAUUCUUCCGACAGGAGAAGGGUCACUACGGCGCAUGGGAAAUGAUCACAGGGGACGAAAUCCAGGUGCUGAGCAACCUGGUGAUGGAGGAGCUCCUGCCAACGCUCCAGACAGACCUGCUGCCGAAAAUGAAGGGGAAGAAGAACGACAGAAAGCGGACCUGGCUCUGUCUCCUCGAGGAGGCCUACAACCUGGUUCAGCAACAAGUUUCGGAAGGAUUAAGUGCUUUGAAGGAGGAAUGCAGGACUCUGACAAAGGGCCUGGAGGGGACGAUCCGGUCAGACAUGGAUCAGAUCGUGAACUCAAAGAACUUCUUAACUGGAAAGAUCAGAGCGAUGGUGGCCGAGCCAGCAGAGAAGAGCUGUGUGGAGAGUGUGCAGCCGUUUUUGGCGUCCAUUCUGGAGGAGCUCAUGGGACCAGUGAGCUCGGGGUUCAGGGAAGUACGUGCACUCUUUGAAAAAGAAGUGGAUGAACUCGGCCAGAGCUUCCAGACCAGCAAAGACAGUGUCCAGCUCAAGGAGGAUCUAGGCCGGCUUAUGAAUCUUCCGCUGGAUUCUGUGAAGAUGGAACCUUGUUAUGUUAAAGUCGACCUGCUUCAGGAGCGCCUGCAGGAUCUCAAGAGCCGCUUCCGAUUCCCCCACGUUGACCUGGUGGUACAGAGGACACAGAACUACAUGCAAGAGCUGAUGGAGAACGCAGUGUUCACUUUUGAGCAGUUGCUUUCCCCGCAUCUCCAAGGCGAGGCUUCCAAAACCGCGGUUGCCAUUGAGAAGGUUAAGCUCCGAGUCUUAAAGCAAUAUGAUUAUGAUAGCAGCACCAUCCGGAAGAAGAUAUUUCAAGAGGCACUGGUUCAAAUCACGCUUCCCACCGUGCAGAAGGCACUGGCAUCCACGUGCAAACCAGAGCUUCAGCUGAGAGGGGACUUUGUGGCUUCUCAAUAAAACCAGAACAUCCAGGUUGGCCGGGACGGGGUGUUAAUGCCAUGUUUUGUUUUCCAUUAUCUUUCAGUGAUAAAGGAAGCUGCUGUCCUGAAGAAACACAACUUAUUUGAAGACAACAUGGCCUUGCCCAGUGAAAGCGUGUCCAGCUUAACGGAUCUAAAAAUCCCCACAGGGUCCAACCAGGCCAGCCCUGCCAGGAGAGCCUCUGCCAUCCUGCCAGGAGUUCUGGGCGGCGAGACCCUGAGUAAUGAAGUCUUCCAGGAGGCAGAGGAGGAGAAGCCUGGGGUCCCCGGUGCGCCGGCCACAGGAGACAGCCCUUCUCUCCCUGGGCCCAGCCCUCCCCCAGGUGGGGCCGGGCAGGUGAUCAUUUCCAGAAUGGAUGGUUCUGCUGUGACUCCUGUGGCUGCCGAGGACACAGCAGGACUCUCGGGCACACAGGCCUCAGAGCUGGAGUUUGGAGGGGCCCCUGAAGAUGAAGAACCCGCCCAGGAACAGCCAGAGUCCGGCUCUGCCUCAGGCUCCCUGAAGGAGCUCAGGAAGCUGUUGACCGAGACAGUUGAAGUACCGGUGCAAUCUGUUCUAGCAACUGAAAAAGAUGAGAACGAGGAGACUCUUGCUCCCCAAGAAAAUGAGAAAGGAGAGGAAAAAGCCCAGAUCUACACUGAGGCCCAUCAGGCAGCUGCCUCCUUGGAGGACGACGGUGAAGGAGGCGAAGUCAGCGAGAGGGAGGCCGGUGGCAGGGAGCUGGGGGCGUCUGCGGAGGCCUGCGGGGGGCUCCCCACAGAGGAGCCCGCAGGGAAGGCUCCCCCACGCGCAGCCUGGGAGGGAGGAGAGGCCGAGUGUGGCGUGGAGGCAGAGGCCACGCUGCAGGGAGGCAGCCCUUUAGGUUCCGGCCCCGUCUGCCCCCAGGAGAGCCAGGUUUCCGAGGAGCAAGAAUCGACGGGCGGGGAAAGCAGCCCCCGCCAGGUCUCGGCCAGCGCGAGUACAGGGGCGACCCAGGCUGCCCGUGUUCAUGAGUGCCAGUGGGUGGUCGAGGAUGCCCCGAACACCGAUGUCCUCGUUUCCCACGAGGAUGAUGGAAAGGAGAGAGAAGGUGCUCAGCAGAGUUCCCCAGAGCAGCCCUCGGAAUAGCGAAGGGAACAAUUUGGCGAAAGCCAAUCAGAGGGUUAUAGUUAUGGGCACACUUAGGGGUUGCAUGUGAGUGGUUACCAAAAAAAAAAAAAAAAGAUUUAUUAAUUAUUUCCUUAAUUUGAAUACUAAAAGCAGAGGAAACGCACGCAGGGCGUGAGGACCGAGGCAAACCUUUGUGGAAUGGAACUGUUCUACCAUGCUUUAUUGCUUUAGUGUUUCAACAGGAAUUGCAAAGGCAAUGGCGAGGUUGGGUUGAGGGAGCUGAGUGUCUGAGGGAGGCAGUGGUACUGCAGUGAAGACUGAGAGAACAGUAAGAGCACAGUUUUCGAUACACUCGGCACAUUUCCGUGGUGCAACAUUCUUACGCACUUUAAGGCUUUUCCAUUUUGUAUAUGAAUGCAAAUGUAUACUGCAGCUCUAGCUGCACCAUCCACUAUACCAACUUCACCGUCUCUGAAGGACUCAGCAUUUGUCCACAGUCAGGCUGCAAGAAAGAGUAGUUCAUGAGCAGUCACCCCUGCCGCGCAGCCACACAGAGCCAAGCGUGCCCCCAUAGAUGGAGAGAAAAACCCAACAGAAAUGGAAGGAGGAAGGUGUGGGCUGGGGGAUUGUCUGGCUUGUUGCUAAUCCUGCUAUCACUUUCUUAUUAACUAAUCUUGUUGAUUCUUAGGAAUUAAUCAUCUUUUAAGAAUAUUCAGAUGAGGCAAGAAAAUUUCAUUAGCGUGUGUGAGCCUGACAGCAUUCCAACUUAGCCUUAGACGGUUGAGCAAAGGACUUAACUAAGUUGCCAAGCUUAAAGCCUACCAAUUAAACAAACAUUGUUUGAACAGCUACUGAACACCACGUACUGUAUUGGGCUUAGGAAUGAAAAAAAAAGAUAAGGUGCUUGUUCUAGGAUGCAUUAAAAGACCCCAGGGAAUUUGAUCUAGAAGAGAAAACAUGCUAAUUUUCAAACUAUGACAGCUUUCUCUCUUUCCAUUCAAACAGUUCUGAUUCCUUCCCAGAAGGGAACAAAAUGAAUAAAUAAAUAAAUGGAUAAAGACAAAAGCCAAGGCGUAUACCAUCAAGUUCCAAAAAGUUACCAAAAGCAGAAAUCAUUUGUUUGGUCAUUGAGCAAGUUAACCGAGUCCUUGCUAUGAACCAAGCUCUGGCGAUACCACGGCCAGAAAGACUCUGUUCUUUCCUCCUGGAACUAACAUGCUAAUGGAGAUAGACACAAAUACAUCUGCUAAAUUCAUCAUGGCCUAUAACCAUUAAUGUUAAAGAUGAAAUGGACUUACUUGGAAAAGAUGAAAAAGAGUUGUUCUAUGUGUUAUCCCCUUUAGAAAAAUACCAGAUUAUUUCCCCAAAGUUUCAGUCCCAAGUCCUACAUCUUGAAAUUUCUUUCCCCAGAUUUUAAUAUUACAUCCCAACAUAGUAUCCUAAGAGUUUGUUUUUACCAUCACCAUCAAGUAAGUUUCUAUCAGUGCUUUAAAGAAUUUGACCCACAGUUCAACCAUUUAAUGAGGAAUUAAAAUAUUGUCCUCCCCACCCCUUCCAUGCAGAACUUCUUGGAUUUCUAGGUGAUAAAUAAUGAAUAACAAUCAGUGUCCAUAUGCUCACAUAUUGAAUUGUUGUGUCUUUUGUUGGGGUGUUUAGCUCCUCAUGUCUAUGGGGGAUCCCGUUGUCAGUGAAGAAGGUAGAGGCCACUUCUCCCUUGGUCCCUGCUUCACCCAGGACCUCACUCAGAUCCUGGCAUUUAGCACAGUGCAUUGAAAUUGUGUUUACUUCCUGUCUCUCCCAGAGGCUCCUGUCUUCAAGGACAGAAACUAGGGUUUAGUCAUCAUGCGCACUUCCUGCUAAUAACCCACAGCUUUGAAUAAUGGGUUCCUACCUCCUCAAGUGACUUUAAUAUCCCUGGUGCCUAGCACGGGGGCCGCUCAGCAAACAUGGGAACUCCACACCCGGCACCCUGCUGUGCUGGGACGAUUUGGGGCUUGCUGCCAGGCAGGGAGACAGACGGUUUUUAAUAGAACUUUCUGCUCUUGUUGAGUCUUAAGUCCAAAGUUCAAGGAGCAGACAGGCCGGUUGCGCUGCCCAGUAAGGCAGGGAGCCAGAGGAGCAGCCUUGGCCCUAGAAACACUGCCUUUCUCUCCAGGGCACAGUCCCAGCCCAGGCGACCCCAUGCUGGAGUUUCCCAGCUUCCUCCCUUUGUUCACCUCAGGGCUUCUUGCACCCUCUGGAAAGCUAAGAGAUUUUUUUUCAACCCUAAAAGAAAGUGCGUUUCACUGCAUUGGAUGCAUGAACAUCAGUGCCCAUCCUGUGGGUCAGAGAGGACUGGGCAUUAAGUGGCAGGACACACUCAAGAACACGGUCCAAGGAUUUUUCUGGACAUAUUUCACAAAAGACAACUUCUCUAGAAUAAGCAAGACGAUUGUUUCAUUUUGAAGAUGGAACAGGAAACUAAAGUACAUUUAAAAUAUUCAGCAUUCAUUUUAACAUAUUGAAUGGAAUGACUUCCUAUUACAAUGAGUUUAUCUUGCUUUUUGUACAGAGUCGUAUGUGAUGCUUCAGUGAUUUCCAGAUUGGAGCAAGGUUAUUGUGAUCUAAAUGAGCAGCACGAAAAGCCGCCGUGUGCUGCUCUGGGGAUCUCUCCUAUGGGCAAAGACAUUAGAGAUGCAUAAAACCUUAAGACAUGGCUUUUGGCUAAGACUUCAUGACUUUAAACUAGUUAUGUUACUAUUGACCUUUCACAAAGAAAGAAUAUUUUCCUUGAAAAAAAAAAUAAGCUCACUUUUCCUUUGUAGCUUGGAACAGAGACAGUAGUGCCUUACAUUAUGCAGCGUAAACUCUCUUUUCAAAAAAAAAAAAGGAUUUUGGAGACUACAAAGAUAAGAUUCCAAUUUUUCCAAAAGCUUUCUGACCUUAUGCCUUUUAUUAUAAAGAUUCUCAAGUCUGGUGUUUUGUAAUCAUUCGUAUCAGAGCUAGUGAUUUCAAAGGGUUUCACAAUUCUCCCAGACAAAAGUGAUUUUAAUGCAUUUUAGCAAGUGCUAAGGGAUAUGUGCUUCAUAGCAAUGUUAAUAUGGGGAAGGGAAGGACGUCACUGACUUAAACAUAAGUUGGCAAUAUCUGCCUUCUUAUUUUACUAUAAACACACAGCCUUCUUCAGCCUGCAACUUUAAGAAAAGAAAUCUACACUGUGGUUUGAUUUUUCUGGUCACUAUGUAAAGUAAAUACUUAAAACACUUUGUAACCACGUAUUUACUUUGCCAAGUGCCUAUAUUCUAAUAAAAUAUUUGUCCUUGAAGAGCUGCCCAGAUGUCAUUUAUUUGGAACAGGGCUGGUUUCAUCUUUUAAGCAAAUGUCAUACUUAAGCUGGGAGGAGCAGCCCUCAGAAAUGAAAAGGUGAGUCACCCUUGCUGUUAUUAUGGAAUUUUUACUUUUCUGUUGUCAGGAAGGAAUCUACAGGGAAGCCACUUAAUGUCAGGUGUAAUUACGCUUUGAUAAUGCAUAUGCUUAUUUCUCUGGGAAUUGGAUCACAUCCCUAAUACAGCACUGGGCGAUUACUCUUGACAUGAUGGAACUGCUGUUCAAACUUAAAUUUAUUUUCAGUGGG